Messenger RNA from Corylus avellana, 700 nucleotides. RefSeq lists its product as uncharacterized. The record is from RefSeq and is a predicted model, not a curated record. Gene Ontology annotation, cellular component: mitochondrion. Lineage: Eukaryota; Viridiplantae; Streptophyta; Magnoliopsida; Fagales; Betulaceae.
CAUAAACAACCCCUUUCUUUCCAAGCAGGCGAGCAGCGAGGCUGAGAGCGGCUUCGUGUAGAGCAGAGAAGAAUAGCUAUGGCGGCCAACUGUACGAGACGAACCCUUCAAAGCUUUUUAGCUUCUGCAAAAACCCUACUGAGCCGUACGGCAUCUACUCCAUCACCUUUCGCUUCGAAAGCUUCCAAGUUGAAUGGCCGGUUCUCUGUUCAGAAGCGCAUGUUCUCCAGGCUUCCUGUGGAGUUGACUGCUGUGCAGCAGUCUUUGAUGCCAUUGCACAGCGUUACUGCUUCUGCCUUGUUCGCUUCGUUGCUGUCUGUGCAAAAUAACAACUGGGGGUGUCUAUCUGAAGGAUUUGCAACAACACUAUAGCAUGGCCGGUGAGUUCCUAUUCUGGGUACCAGCCAGACAAAAAGUUAGCAUCAGAUUUUGUUUCGUUGCAUGUUUCUAAUGUGGUUGAACUUGAUAUUUAACUUAGAAAGAGAUGGGUUCCCUUUCUCUUUGUUUUUGAGGUUAUCAUAGUGUCCUUCACCACUCUCACUGCGAUAAGAGUUUUUGGAAAGAGAUGGGUCUCUCCUGAUGAGUAACUCCACAAUUUGCUAAAGUUCAUUUUUUUGGCAUAAUUGGUGAAUCAUUUUUUUAUGCUUGUAUCUCGGAUUCACCUCCUAUGGAAUGUAUGAAAAAUGAUUUUGUACCAUGA